Astrephomene gubernaculifera is the source of this 545-nucleotide messenger RNA. The record is from the annotation of a GenBank genome assembly. Lineage: Eukaryota; Viridiplantae; Chlorophyta; Chlorophyceae; Chlamydomonadales; Astrephomenaceae.
GAUGCCUCCGCCCCCACCCCCGACUCCUCCACCCCCGACUCCUCCUCCCCCGGCGAGGACUCCCUCGGCUCGGGCUCCGCUGCCGUGGUGAAGGGCUUCCGACUGGACGUGCUGGCAGCUCGGCGGCCGGGGCUGCGGGGGGAGCUGCUGACGCUGCGGGACAGCCUGCGGGCGGCGGAUGACGAGGAGGCGGCCAUCAAGGUGUGGCAGCUCCGCGACGUGGGCCUGCAGGCCGCCCAGCGCAUCCUCCUCUCCUCCGGCUCCUCCUCCUCCGACCCGCUGGCGCUGCUGACGGAGGUGGCGCAGAACUUCCCGGGACUGGUGGCCAGCCUGUCGCGGCAGUUGGUCGACCCCACCCUGCGCGCCGCCGUGUCCCACGCCCACCAGUACCUGGCGGCCGGCAGCAACAUGCUGCUGCUCAACGGACUGGCGCUGGACGUCAACAACUUCGACUACUUCGGCUUCCUGUCGCUGCUGCGGUCCGAGAUGCGUCUGAGAGAUGCCCUGGUGGGGGAGCCUGCCCCCCCAGCCCCCUCCUCCUCCUC